AUGAUGCUCAGUGAGUCCUAUAAAGGGAGGGACCAAUGCUUAUUGAUCGAUCCUCGUGGCAAGUUUCUGCCAUUUUCAGCCGGCAAUUUUUACAGGUACUUGGAUGGACCUCGGUACUACAUAUGGUUUGAUACACUGCGCUUACCAGUGAUACUUGGGGAUUGCGAAAAAGAAAAAAUUCAUUGGAAGCACGACCCUCGUCUAAUUCUAUCAAAAUCAACUAUUCUCAAACAAUUGGACAAGUGGAGAGAAAACAUCAAUAAGGACUUGAACUCAUAG
This is a messenger RNA of Haemonchus placei, 279 nucleotides long. Lineage: Eukaryota; Metazoa; Nematoda; Chromadorea; Rhabditida; Trichostrongylidae. The record is from the annotation of a GenBank genome assembly.